UGAGUUUGAAAGAAUCUGCAGAAAGGAGGUGAAACCACUAGGAUUAACACUCAUGAGAGAUGUGACCAUUUCAAAAUCAGAAUAUACUCCAAGCGAGAAAAUGGUUGUGAAAGUGCAGGAUUUCCAGGAAGACGAGGAGCUCUUCAGAUACUGCACUCUCCCUGAGAUUCUGAAAUAUGUGGAAUGCUUCACUGGACCCAACAUCAUGGCCAUGCACACAAUGCUGAUAAACAAACCUCCAGAUUCUGGCAAGAAGACCUCUCGUCACCCCUUGCACCAGGAUCUGCACUACUUCCCCUUCCGGCCCAGCAAUCACAUCGUCUGCGCUUGGACAGCGAUGGAGCACAUUGACCGCAACAACGGUUGUCUGGUCGUGCUCCCGGGCACCCACAAAGAACCCCUGAAGCCACAUGAUUACCCCCAGUGGGAGGGGGGAGUUAAUGUGAUGUUCCACGGGAUCCAGGAUUAUGAGGAAAACAACACCCGUGUGCACCUGGUGAUGGAAAAGGGAGACACUGUUUUCUUUCAUCCCCUGCUCAUCCACGGAUCUGGUCGGAACAAAACUCAAGGAUUCCGGAAGGCCAAGGGUUAG
Messenger RNA from Galeopterus variegatus (Sunda flying lemur), 592 nucleotides. RefSeq names its product phytanoyl-CoA 2-hydroxylase (gene PHYH). Gene Ontology annotation, biological process: fatty acid alpha-oxidation. Gene Ontology annotation, molecular function: phytanoyl-CoA dioxygenase activity. The record is from RefSeq and is a predicted model, not a curated record. Lineage: Eukaryota; Metazoa; Chordata; Mammalia; Dermoptera; Cynocephalidae. The transcript has 5 exons. The coding region runs from base 53 to 592 and encodes 179 amino acids.